This is a messenger RNA of Lotus japonicus, 2381 nucleotides long. RefSeq lists its product as uncharacterized. The transcript is spliced from 4 exons. Bases 429 to 1970 code for a protein of 513 amino acids. The record is from RefSeq and is a predicted model, not a curated record. NCBI's taxonomy places the organism in Eukaryota, Viridiplantae, Streptophyta, Magnoliopsida, Fabales, Fabaceae. Gene Ontology annotation, molecular function: protein binding.
AGCGAUGACUGGUGGGAUGCAAUCAUGCAAAUGCUUAACCGAAUGUAUGUUUAUAAAGAAAGUAGGAUGUUAAUUACUAUUCCAUUUUUUUUAUACAAAAUACAAGUAUUUAUCUUAUAAAUGACAAAUAGGUUUAAAUGCAUUUUAGGUCCUCUUAAUAAAAAUUCAAUAUAAAAAUUAUACAAUGAAUUUAUAUUAAUUGUAUUAAUUUAAAUAGACCAAAAAAUAGACCGACAUAGCUUUCUGAAUGACUUAAGAGUUAAGAAGACUAUCUUUUUAACUAAAUGUGGUUUUUAUUUUUUUUUAACUUAUCUAUCUAUUAAUUUUGCAUGGCCUGGUCUGAGCCUAAUAUAAGCUGUUAUAACUUAUAAGCAUAGUAGGUGGUUUAACCUAUUUACUUCAGAGCUGCGUGCUCCAGUGACUCGUCCAUGGCGCUCUCAGAUGACUAUGAUCACGUUAUCCUGCUCUGUAUAGACCCCGAGCCAAAAGAAGAAACAGCGGAGACCCUAAACGAAGAGAUUCUCGUGUCAACCACAGAUAUCCUCGUUUGGGAUUUGCCAACCAUUCUCAGUUUCAAGACAAUCAAAGUUCAGGCACACCGCAGUAGGCUCAUUGAACAAUCUUUGUAUUUCCGAAGCUUCUUCCGCGGGAUCAGCAGCGUCAGGGAACCAUGCUUGGGCUCUAUUACUAUCAAUUGGAAUGUGAGUGAGUUUCUGCAAAUUCUUAAGCAUAUGUAUGGCUGUCAAGUGGAUAUUGCCAAGGAUAACCUCACCGCUCUCCGUGAGUGUGCGCUUUAUUUUGGAGUGGAGACACUUAUCUUAAAGUGUGAGAGGUUUUCUGAGGGAUUACUGCCCAAAAGAACAAUGUCGCUGAGGGAAUGCUGUUACCCUACUCCCAAAUCUUAUGACUAUGCGGGUAGCAUUAUGGUGCCACCGAUCUAUGCUAGCAGUUUCGAAAGCAUGCCUGAUCUUAUCAGUCUUGUCAAACAGAACCAAUUUGGGGGAGGGAUCACUGAAGACCCUUACUUACAUUUGGUUAGAUUUUUAGGCAUAUGUGGUAUUGUCAAGAUAAAAGGAGCCUCAGACGAUGCCAUCCGCUUAAGGCUUUUCCCCUUCUCUUUGAAAGACGAGGCUGAUAAUUGGUUAUAUGAUCAACCAAAAAGGAGCAUAUACACAUGGGAUGACUUGGCCAGCCAAUUUAUGGGGAGAUACUUCCACUUCUAUAAACGGGCCAAGAUGAGAAAUGAAAUUACAUUUUUUGUCCAACAGGAUAAUGAGUCUCUCUAUGAUGCUUGGGAGAGAUUUAAGGAGUUAUUGAGAAAAUGCCCUCAACAUUCCCUUCCUGAAUGGCUGCAGGUCCGGACCUUCUACAACGGUUUGGUACCCUCUGCUCAAGACAUGUUCGAUGCAGCCUGUGGUGGAUAUGUCAGUUUGAAGACUCCAGAAGAAGCCCUAGAUAUCAUUGAAACUUUGGCUGUCAAUGCUGCAAAUUCUUGGAGUGAUAUGCAAAGCCAAAGAGGAGCGCUAGAAGUUGAAACCCCUGAUGCUCUCCAGGCUCAAAUCAAGGUGCUGUCUCAACAGUUGGCGAGGUUGACACAACAAUUAUCAAGCAUGCAAGCUAAGGCGGUUGCCACACCCACCUUAGAUUGUGACUUCUACAAGGACCCAUAUGAAAAUGGGAAUUAUCAAGCCAACCAACAAGUAGAACAAGUUAACAUCUUGGGGCAACAAAAUUCUUUCAGCCAAGGAUGGAAUAAUCAAUUUGAUUUUUCCCAAGGCCCACAAGAUAGUCUAGGAAACUCCUCCUUCCAAGGCCAAGGAGAGUCAUUUAACUACAGCUCCGACAGACUUGCCUCAUUGGAAAACAUCGUUAAGAAGUUGGCCAUUAAUACGUCCAAUUUUGUCAGUGAGUUUCAAGAACCAAGAGGUCUCUUUGAAGAAUUUGGAGAAUCAAGUAGGGAAAAUUACUAAGCACCUGGCAGAGCGAACCCCAAGCACUUCAGGUUCACAGGUAGAGUGCAACACUAUUCAUGUGAGAUGUGCCUAUGGUGAGCCCGAAGAAGAAGAAACAAGGGAUUGUGACAAAUUUCAUAAAAUCCCACCUUAAAUUUGAUUUGUGUGAUCAUUCCCUACCUGAAUUUAUGAUUAAUAGAUGGAUACAGGCCUUCACAAUGAGAUUAUUCCAUUAUAGAAUCUUGCAUAUUUUUUCUGUUUCAAUCAAAGCAAGUUUUAUUUUAAGUUAUUGUGAGAGUCAUGGAUGCUUUGCUCAACAGAUGAGUAUACUGUAUAACCUUUAGGAAUGUGGAUCGAGAUUGAUUGAUGCUUAGAUGAAAGAUUGGAUUGCACUCUUAAACGACCUUUUGCACUUUUAUUGGUCUUUCA